AGGAGGAGGAGGAGGAGGAGGGAUGAGGCGCGUAGAGGGGAAAUGGCUGCCGAAAACAAGCCGGAAGGGUUGAAGAGGAUAAGGAAUCCAGAGCGGAUGAUCAGAAUCGCCGUGGGAUACACAGGACACGCCCCUCCCAAGAGUGAUGACACUGACACCAAUGGUGAGCAGGGUCAGUUGAAGAUCUACCUACCUAAGAAGCUGUUGGAGUGUUUGCCCAAAUGUUCCUCUCUGCCGAAGGAGCGUCACCGCUGGAACACCAAUGAGGAGAUUGCAGCGUAUCUGAUCACAUUUGAGAAACAUGAAGAAUGGCUGACGACAUCACCCAAGACCAGGCCCCAGAAUGGCUCGAUGAUCCUGUACAACAGGAAGAAGGUAAAGUACAGGAAGGAUGGCUACUGCUGGAAGAAGAGGAAAGAUGGGAAGACCACCAGAGAGGACCACAUGAAGCUCAAAGUACAGGGAGUUGAGUGUCUGUACGGAUGUUACGUCCACUCCUCCAUCAUCCCUACCUUCCAUCGCAGAUGCUAUUGGCUGCUCCAGAACCCAGACAUUGUGUUGGUGCACUACCUGAACGUGCCAGCGGUGGACGACAGUGGGAAGCCAUGUGGGCCUGUCCUCUGUUCCAUCAACACAGACAGGAAGGAGUGGGCCAAGUGGAGCAAGGAGGAGCUCAUUGGACAGCUCAAACCCAUGUGUGCUGGGAGUAGCCUGCACCAGAAGUGCUCCACAGCCAAACACCGCAUCAUCUCUCCCAAAGUAGAAGCAAAGGCAGGAGCAGGGGCUGGGUCAGGGGCUGGGUCAGGAACUGGGUCAGGGGCUGGCACUGGGUCAGGGGCUGGGUCAGGGGCUGGGUCAGGGGCUGGCACUGGGACUGGGUCAGGAGCUGGGUCAGGAGCUGGGUCAGGGGCUGGGUCAGGGGCUGGCACUGGGACUGGGUCAGGAGCUGGGUCAGGAGCUGGGUCAGGGGCUGGGUCAGGAACUGGGUCAGGGGCUGGGUCAGGGGCUGGGUCAGGAGCUGGGUCAGGAACUGGGUCAGGGGCUGGGUCAGGGGCUGGGUCAGGGGCUGGGUCAGGAACUGGGUCAGGGGCUGGGUCAGGGGCUGGGUCAGGAGCUGGGUCAGGAACUGGGUCAGGGGCUGGGUCAGGGGCUGGGUCAGGAGCUGGGUCAGGGGCUGGCACUGGGACUGGGACUGGGACUGGGUCAGGGGCUGGGUCAGGGGCUGUGUCAGGGGCUGGGAAAGGGGUAGGGACAGGCGCAGUGUCAGAGGUGCAAAACAGUGAUGUGUCCGAGGGGCAGACAGAGCCCAUUCCUGGAGUGGGGGCUAGGAGCAAAGGGGGGGAUGAGAGGAAGAACGGCAGGCUGCCCAAAUCCUCCCUGCUUCCCCAGAGCAGCAUGGAAGUCUCCUCCACGUCCACCAAUCAGGUGGAGGUUCCUGACACCACACAGAGCUCUCCACUGUCAAUCACCAGCGACAUGACUGCCGACAGUCCCGCCUUCAGCCUGGCCAGCAGCCUAUCACAGAGCUCCGCUGCUGUGUUCAUGUCCGAGGUUGCCACGGUAACAGGGGAUUCUGUGUACACCGCAGAACAUGCCCACCUGAUUGGCUCCACCCAUGGCGCCACCACCGCUGGGAUUCUAGUGGCUGUGGCCCCGGACACCCAACGCUUUGCAUUCCCUAGGGGGGUGGGGUUAGGAGAAGAAGGAGGGGAGUUGGUCCUCUCAAACAGUCUGGACUCUGGAGGUUCUGGAGUCAACCUUCCUGAGACCAGCAUGAACUUUGACCCGGACUGCUUCCUGAACAACCCCAAGCAGGGCCAGACAUACGGGGGAGGAGGGGGGAAGGCCGAGGGAGGUAGCUGUAAUGGUGAAGGGGGGCUCCGCUGCUCUCAACAGUCACUAACGGCUAAUGGCUAUGUCUUCAAUGCAGAGCUCGUAAACAACAUCAAGACUGAGGACACGCCCUUGGAGCAGCCGCUGGCCAAUCAGAGCGGAUACACUGGUGAGGGAGCGGGCCUGAGCCCCAGCACCACACUGGAGCAGAUGGACUUCAGCGCUGUGAUGUCAUCAGCCUGCGCUCAGAGUUUAGCACAGCAGAUACAUCAACAAUCCCCUAGUCUCUUCCUGCAGACCUCCCCCCAGAACCCCCUCGACCAGCCCACCCAGCCCCAGCCCCAGAUCAGUGUCUCCGAGACAGGCCAGGAAUCAGGCGAGACCCAGACUUAUCUGGGCCUUCCUACAAUACCACAGACUGACUCUCCAGGCAACAACCGAGACCCUCACACACACCUCCACCAACCCUCCCCAGACCAACAUGGCCACAGUGAGGGAAGUGGGAAAGGGGGUCUGGAGAAGAGCAAAGACCGGCUUAGCAUCAGGGGGUCUGGGAAGGUGGGGAUACCAGAGAAAGAGCCACAGAAGAGGGCUGAGUUACCACUCAAGCCUGUGGAAGAGCAUGAGGCCUACAGAAACAACACUAGUGUUGGGGGAGGUGGAGAGCACUACCUACAGCCAACAAUCAAUAUUGGGGGAGUAGAGGGAGGACAAGAAGGAGGAGGAGAGAACAAUAUUUUCUGUAACGGGGUCAGGGAUGUAGGAGUUAACAGCUCAGUGGUAGACAGUCCUCAAUCUGUAGCUGGAGCAGCCAUUGAGGGGGGGUUGUACAGCUCUACUCUUCCCCAGCCGGGUGUAGGGGAGGCUGGGGGAGCUGAGGGGGCAGGCGGGGGCAUCAGCCUGGAAGGCUUCGAGGCAUCGUUUGGGAACCAGUUCUCUGACCUCAUCAAUGACUUCAUCUCUGUAGAGGGGGGUGUGGGGGGGGUGGUGGUCGGGACAGGGGGCAGUGCCCUUUACACCCCUGCUCUGAUGCCCCAGGAAGGAGUUAGAGAGGGCCAGGGGGCGGGAACAGCUCCCAUUCAGGGUUCAGAGGUGGAGCAGGAAACUCUGGGAUUGCUGCCAGAGACGGGGAGGCUGUUAAGGGUGACUGACUACUCCCCCGAGUGGUCUUACCCAGAGGGUGGGGUGAAGGUAUUGAUAACAGGUCCCUGGCUGGAGGCCAGCAGUGAGUACAGCUGUCUGUUUGACCACAUCAGUGUACCAGCUGCUCUCAUACAGCCAGGAGUACUGCGCUGCUACUGCCCAGCCCAUGACACAGGUCUGGUGAUGCUGCAGGUUGCUAUGGGUGGCGAUGUGAUAUCUUCCUCUGUAGUGUUUGAGUAUAAAGCUAGAGACUUGCCCACCCUGCCCUCCUCACAACACGACUGGUUGUCCCUGGAUGAUACCCAGUUCAGGAUGUCCAUUCUGGAGCGUCUGGAGCAGAUGGAACAGAGAAUGGCUGAGAUAACCAAUCACCAUCAGAGCUCCGAAACCACAGCAACCACGGGGGGAGGAGGAGGAGGUGGCACUGACCACCAGUCUCAGCUCUCCCCAGCCGAGGGUUCGUUUGAGGGCCGUGUGGUAGUAGUGUGUGAGAAGAUGAUGACCCGCCCCUUUUGGGUUUCCCCCAAUCAGCUGAUCCACAGCCGGAGCUCCCGGGGCAUGACCCUCCUGCACCUGGCCGCAGCUCAGGGCUACGCAGGGUUAAUACAGACUCUCAUUCGCUGGCGCACUAAGCAUGCAGACAGUAUAGAUCUGGAGUUAGAGGUGGACCCUCUCAAUGUCGACCACUUCUCCUGCACCCCACUGAUGUGGGCAUGUGCUCUGGGUCAUACAGAAGCAGCUCUGGUUCUGUACCAGUGGGACUCCAGAGCUUUGGCCAUCCCUGAUUCACUGGGCCGCCUGCCACUCAGUAUUGCACGCUCACGGGGACACACUCAAUUGGCCGAGCUCCUGGAGCAGCUGCAACAGGCUCCUCCUAAUCAGGGUCCGCCCACCGACACCUGGAUGGACAGGUGGAGCAGCGAAUCAGAGCCCAGUGCACAGAGGGAAAGUCCCACCCCCAACUCUAACCCAGACCUGAGGAGAACCAGGACAGAACCCCAGCAGAGCAACCAGAACCAGAGCCUCAGCCAGAGCCAGGGUCAUUGCUGGGCUCACAAGGGCCAACCCCAGCUGCAGGGCCAACACCGGGGGCUACAGGACAACCAGGGAGACCCCCCACCAGCCAAGAGACUCAAACUCAAUUCUGAGGCCCAGCAACGGCCAGCCAACCCCCCAACCCCCCCCCACACUCCCUCUCAUCACCCCAACCCCCUAUGCUCUCAACUACCCAACCUCAGCCCCCUUAACACCCCAAAUCCCCACCUCCCCAGCCCCCCUCUCUCCCACCUGCAGGCCAGGUUAGGGGGGUCAGGGGGUGGCAGUAGGUAUAGCUUGCGGCAGGCUCUUGGGAGGCGGAGUUUGGCCAGGAGGAUUCUGGGAAAGGAGAGACAGGCCAAUCGUCUGCGUCAGGGGGGUGUAUCCAUCAGGGGGGAGGAGUCAGAACUGCUGACCUAUCAGGAGGACAGUGAAGACCUGCAGAUGAACAUGAUGAUGCUGGCUGAACACAUCAUGGAGGCCACUCCUGACAGGAUCAAACAGGAGGCUUUUGUUGCCACGGACACUGAGACGUCGUCCCCAGAGGCAGAUGGGGUCAGCGGUGAUGUCAGCUGGUUAGCUAGUUACAUUGGUGACGUGGAGCGGUUUCUGUACUCCAGGCCCAAGAUGCCCACCCCAAGCCCCAUACCAAGCCCCCUCUCUGGGCCUGAGGAUCAGGAUAGUCCCCUGGCUCCGCAAGGCCUCCCCUGCCCGGCCGACUGGAGCUCCUUCCUGCACUCAUCGCUCAGAGGGGAGGCCCCAGACACCAACCCUGCCCACUUCACACUGACGGAGGCGGAGCAAAGACAACUGUACGAGGCCGCAAGACACGCCCACCACACUCUCAGAAAGUACAAGGGCCGGCCAAUCCAAGAGCAACGUAAAGAGACAGUAGCAGUGGUCCAGCGCUGCUAUAAGAAAUACAAACAGUAUGCACUUUAUAAGAGGAUGACGCUGGCAGCCAUCCUGAUCCAGAGCCGCUUCCGUAGUUUCCACGAGCAGAGGAAGUUCCAGCAGAGCCGCCGAGCAGCAGUACUGAUCCAGCAAUACUACCGCAGCUACAGACACUCUCUCAGCAGUCUCCUCACUAAGAGACAGAACCAGGCUGCUCGUAAGAUCCUGAGGUUCCUGCUCCGAUGCCGCCACAGCCCCUUGAUGGACCAUAGACCAGUCAAACGGGGCAAGAGAGCACAGAAAGGCCAGGGGUCCUGAGAGCCAACCGCCCAGUCCAACACAGAGCCGCAUCAUCAUGUGAGCUCCUCUACACUCUUCUCUUUCCUCUGCUCCUCUCCCUUCUUCCCUCUGUCUCACACAGGGGCAACUCUCCAUUCCCCCGUCCUUUCCCUCUCCCCAUCCCUCUUACAAUGGGACUACUUCCCAGUCCACACUCUUCCCUCCCUCUCACAAUGGGACUACUUCCCAGUCCACACUCUUCCCUCCCUGUCACAACGGGACUACUUCCCAGUCCACACUCUUCCCUCCCUCUCUCCAUUUCAGACAGAGAAAAACUAUUCCCCAAACAGACUACUAACACUCAAAUAGGAGGAUGAGGAGGGAUACAUGGCAACUAUAUCACUAAAACAACACAGGGACAACUCUCCUUUCCUUUCUCUCCUCCCUCUCCUCCCUCUUUCCUCCCUCUCCUCCCUCUCCUCUUUCUCCUCCUGUCUCUCCUCCUGUCUCUCCUCCCUCUGUUUCUGAGAGACAAACGCUUCCCAAACAGACAGGGACACAUGGCAACUAUAUCUGGGAGACUGCUCUGAUGAACGUAUGGACCUGGCUCUGGCCACAGCAUCGCUUUACUUUCACCUUCCUCCAGAUCACAGGGAGGAAACUACAUUACCCUCAUGGCAUCUUUGCACUCUUCACAGAUCAAUGGUUUCUUCAAUAGCAAAAAAAGAAGGAUACACCUAUAGAACAUGUUCCAUACGGAGAAUGGGAUGAUUGGUUUUCUGAUAUGGGCAACAUUUGCAUUGACAUGCAUAAUCUAUAUGGGACCUGCUGUAUUUUCUAAAUAAAUGAUACAUUUUAGAAAAGGAAAACAUAAACCAAAUAUCACUCCCAUGUCCUUGUAUGCAUGCACUGUUUUUCACUAGCUCUUCUUCUUCCAUGGCUUGUAUGGCAGUUGACAAAGUCAAUGUGACAUUACCACACUCUGAUUGGCUGGAUAGACCUGUCAACCAGUCACCCAAAAAGAAGGACUACACUUGAAUGUAAGAAGAAUAUUAACCGAUAGAGGUUUGGGUCUAAAUAACAAUGUCUUCAUUUGUUAUAUUGACUUGUCUAUGAAGUCAUUCUCUGAGGCAGCAUUUUGCUAGGCUGACGUUUUGAGUCUGUGUUUGUUGAAUGGUAUGCAUGUGUUUGAGCUGUGAGCUCCUGCAUGCUAACCAAACUGCUUAAGUGUUGUUUAUUUUCUAGUUAUGUGUAGUGGUGUCUCACUUCUGUCCUCAUCAACCUAUCCCUGUGUUCAUAAUGUGCUCUAUGUAAGGAAAAUAACCUGGGUUUCCUAUGUGUUUUAUUGAUGUAUUAUUUAUCUAUUUAUUUUGUAUUUUUUGCUUUUGUAAAUGUUUCUUCUUGUUUAACCUGGUUAUGUUCUUUAAUUUCAGUUACAGUAAGAAAAGGGCAUUUUCGAUCAAAUCAGUUUUAUCCCCCUAUUGUGUGGUAAUGUGUGACAUAUUCGGUUCAGGAUGGUUAACUGUCUCUGUCAAUUUGUUCUUAACAUGAACUUUAAAAAGCCACAUAUGGUUUUAAGGAGAGUGUCACAUUGCAUUGCCUUGACUUCUUAUAGACUGUGAGAAGUCCCUACGCUAUACACUAGACCCUGUCUAGGACAUGGGUCCCUAGCUAUAUUCACCCUUAUAGAGGGCAGCCCAACACUUAUUUUUGACUAUUGAGCGUCUCUGUACAUAAAAUGACGAGGUAAGGGUAUAAAUGGAGACCCUGGAUCUUUUUCAUAAGAAAAUACUGUAUUUAAGAAUAUAUAUUAUUUUACUUCUGUAACAAUAAUGUGGGCAGAUAGAGACCCUGGUAAACAGGACAGUUGUAUUGUUUGUAAAUAAUGUAAAUACUAACCAUGGAUCUAUGUGCAUGAGAAUUAAGACAAAGAAACCGGGCAAGAAAACCAACAUAAAAAUGUUUGUGGCUAUGGACUGUAAGAGGAUUUUAACUACUUCUCUUUAUGAGUGUUUGAUAUACAAUACCAGUCAAAAGUUUGG
Molecule: messenger RNA, 7226 nt
Organism: Coregonus clupeaformis (lake whitefish)
Lineage: Eukaryota; Metazoa; Chordata; Actinopteri; Salmoniformes; Salmonidae
Product: calmodulin-binding transcription activator 1-like
Exons: 22
Coding region: 43-5223 (1726 amino acids)
Biological process (GO): regulation of transcription by RNA polymerase II
Cellular component (GO): nucleus
Molecular function (GO): protein binding; transcription coregulator activity; double-stranded DNA binding
Source: RefSeq, a predicted model, not a curated record